This is a messenger RNA of Misgurnus anguillicaudatus (oriental weatherfish), 1937 nucleotides long. Its product is annotated as mitochondrial carnitine/acylcarnitine carrier protein. The record is from RefSeq and is a predicted model, not a curated record. Lineage: Eukaryota; Metazoa; Chordata; Actinopteri; Cypriniformes; Cobitidae. Gene Ontology annotation, cellular component: mitochondrial envelope. Gene Ontology annotation, biological process: carnitine transmembrane transport; mitochondrial transport. Gene Ontology annotation, molecular function: O-acyl-L-carnitine transmembrane transporter activity.
UGUGUACUACUCACUGGGAUGGGUUAAUUGCAGAGGUUACAUUUCGAGUAUGCGUUCCAUACUUGACCUGUCAGUUUUAUACAAAAUGCACUGCAUUCUUUUGAAUUAUUACAGCGGGUUACAAAAGCAACUUUGGCUAAAACACACGAUGUUCUGUGCAAUGCAUAUAAUGACCACGAGGGGACGGUAUCAGACUGAAUGAAUGGGUAAACUUCGUGAAAUUAUGGUUAAAAGUCCACUGAGACUCAGAGCUAAUGGUUUGUGAGGAGAUAAUGUAAAGUUUUCUUCAGUAUGUAGUGUAGUACAGAGCCUAAAGAUGACUGGAGAGAAAAGAGUUUCUCCUCUGAAGAACUUUGUGGCUGGAGGGGUUGGUGGUGUCUGUCUCCUAUUUGCUGGACACCCACUGGACACUAUUAAGGUCCGUCUACAAACACAACAUUCUGUUCUCUACAGAGGAACAUACGACUGCCUCCGAAAAACUCUGUCUAAAGAGGGAAUAUUUGGCUUAUAUAAAGGGAUGGGUGCUCCACUAGCUGGUGUGACCCCAAUGAUGGCGAUGAAUUUCUUUGGCUUUGGGCUUGGAAAAGACUUCCUGCAGAGUGACCCCACCAUCCCACUCACGUACACACAGAUCUACCUGUCAGGGAUGCUGGCUGGAGUCUUCACCACUGUGAUCGUGGCUCCGGGAGAAAGAAUCAAGUGUUUACUGCAGAUCCAGUCCUCAGCUGGUCAGAUCAAGUAUGCUGGACCUGUUGACUGUGUACUUAAAUUAUAUAAGCAACAGGGAAUAUGCAGUGUUUACAAGGGCACUGUACUGACUCUAAUCAGAGAUGUGCCUUCAAAUGGUUUAUACUUUCUAACCUACGAGUACCUUAAAAAAGCUCUGACCUCUGAAGGACAGAGUGUUUCUCACCUGAGCACAUGGAGAGUUCUCCUGGCAGGUGGGGUCGCUGGAGUUUUAAACUGGCUGGUUGCAUUGCCUGCAGAUGUACUGAAGUCAAAAUACCAAACAGCUGCUGAUGGACAUUACAAGGGUUUAGUAGAUGUGUUACGAACUCUCUUACGAAACGAAGGUCCAAGGGGUCUCUAUAAAGGACUGAGCGCUGUCAUGUUACGAGCAUUUCCCGCCAAUGCCGCCUGUUUUCUGGGUUAUGAGUUUACAUUGAAGUGUUUCAGCUUUAUUGCUCCACAUUACUAAUUUCCAGAUGGCAACUUAUGUGUUUAUUGGUGUUUUAGUUCAGAAUGGUUUUCUAUGGAUGUGACUUUAAUCUUUCUAUGUAUAACUCAACACAAGGUGACAGAAUUAUGUGUCAAAACAUUAAUAUACAAAGGAUGUAAUUGUAAAAAAAGGUUUGCAAUAACGUCUGUUACUUUUUAAGAAGUUACCUUAACUCAGUGGUUCUCAAACUUGGGGAGGGAAGGUGAGAUGGUGUCAUGGGGACCCAAUAUAUAUGGUGUAAUUAUACCUCAGAAAAUUAAAGCUACUAACCAACAGCACUACAUUGUAUCAUUUUCAAAGUUUGAGAUUGUUUUAUGUCAUGAUUUUUUGGGGGGGGCAAAGGGAUGCACCCUGCACAAGUGGGGGGGGGGCACACCAAAAAGUUUGAGAAUCACUGCUUUAACUAGUGAUAAUUGAAAAAUCAUGUGUUAUAAUAUAAGAUGGAAAUUCCAUGCUGCUAUUAUUGCACCAGUGACAAAACAAAGAGCAACUGAUGGAUGAUUUGCUUUAAUUUAAAUAUUUAUCUGUCUCCAAUACAGUUAUUGUAGUUACGGCAAACCUGUUGUUUAAAGGUUUAAAGCAAUUCCAUACAAACUGAUGGGAAACUAUAGGAUUUAUUCAAAUAAUGUUACAGGGAUAGUUCACCCAAAAAUGAAAAUUCUGUCAUCAUUUACUCACUCUCACGUUGUUACAAACCUGUAUAAAUGUCUUUGUUCUG